AUGGCUCCGAAGCAAGCAGGUGGCUUGGGAGUUGGGGAUGCGGUGAUUCGAAAUACAGCUCUGCUGUUCAAGUGGUGGUGGAGGUUCUCAAAAGAAGACUGUCCUUUAUGGAAGCAAGUUGUUUGCUCAUGCAACAACAUGAAUCCUACUGUGAUGCUGCAAGGCCAGCCGGCGCCCAUAAGAGGGGGUCCGUGGCGGGAUAUAUGCCAACUCCAAAUUAGUGAGUCGCAGUUGCGAGAAAAGAUGAUCAGCGGGUUGUCUAUGGAGCUAGGUAAUGGCAGAACAAUCCGGUUCUGGGAGGAUAGCUGGUUGCCGCCUGGGGUGUUGAAAGAUAUGUUUCCUAGACUCUUCUCGGUCUCAACCUUGCAAGGAUCUGUUAUAGGGGAUUGUGGGUUUUGGGAUGGGCUAGUUUGGAUUUGGAGUUUUCAGUGGAGGAGAGAGUUGUUCCAAUGGGAGUUGGAUUUAGUUCACCAGCUUCAUGAGCUGCUACAAUCGGUCAAGCCCACCAAUGGGAAAGAGGAUGGCGUGGUCUGGAAAUUUGAUAAAACAGGAGUUUACUCAACGGCUUCCUUUGGGAAGGUUUUGCAGGCGGAAGUCCUACCAGAGGAAAUCACUAGCUAUAGCUUCACUAGUGCUGUUUGGAAAGGACUGGUACCUCCGAGGGUUGAGCUGUUUACUUGGUUUGUCUUGGUUGGAAGGGUGAAUACUAAGGAUCGACUAUGUAGGUUCCGGGUCAUUCCUCAGCAUGAUAAUAGGUGUGUGCUAUGCGAUAAGGCUGAGGAAAAUGUCUUUCAUUUGUUCCUUGAGUGCGAGACCACAUGGAAGGUGUGGUGUGCUUGGCUGCUGGCCUUGGGACGACAGUGGAGCCUUCCAGGUACACUAAAGGAUCAUUUUGAAAGCUGGACGAAGUUAUCUAUAAGGAAGGUGGACAGAAAAAGGUGGUUCAUUGGGUUCUUUGCAGUUAUUUGGACAACCUGGCUAGAAAGGAAUGGUAGGCUCUUCAGAGAUCAUACUUCCAGCAUGGAGGACAUCAUAAACAGGUCGUUUAGGUACUCUGAAGAAUGGAGUGGUGUUGACCCAUUUGGUUGUUGA
Arachis ipaensis is the source of this 1092-nucleotide messenger RNA. NCBI's taxonomy places the organism in Eukaryota, Viridiplantae, Streptophyta, Magnoliopsida, Fabales, Fabaceae. The record is from RefSeq and is a predicted model, not a curated record.